GUGGUGCCACACGCUGUGCGGAGCCUAUAUAGUGUUUCCAAUUGAGACCAAGACCUGUUUUCAACUUUCUACCGCCCUUUGUUUUCUUAGCUAAUACCCAUAGAGACAGAAUUGCUGGCCUUGCUCGACCUUAUUGGGAACGAUAAUUGAAUAUUCAAUUUCAUCGGCGACGUGCUGUGGAUACUAAAACGUCUUAUCCAACUCUCUCUCUGGGCGUUCCACGUUAGCCUGCUGAAAGUUAGCUGUUUCGGUCAAGUAUAAUCCUCGUCAGUCUAUCAAGUUCUUGGACAAUGAACAGUUACAUUAAACACUGGAAUCGUUGGAUUGCGAAGACGACGCACAUUCUUCGAUUCGCUUCAGUGUUACAUCGUAUUGAUAUCGCAUCAGUUUCGACCUCUGUGAGCCUUGCACGCCAGUUCUGAUAGCACGACGCUACACGCAUAUCAUCACAUAUAAACAUUCAGCCCUUAUUGUUCCCUCCGCGCAUUCCGCAUUUACCGUAUGGACAAAUAAUGACUGCGGAAACGUUCAAGCUGGGACAGUCUGCGAAGUUGUGGAACUGGUUUGACAGAAUGCGAUUCGAUCAUCAGCGCCAUAGUGUCAAAGAUUCGUGCAAAGUUUAAGUUCGAUCAAGCAGGCGGCAGUGUUGCGGAUAUCACGGCGAUCGCCGAUCCUGCUGCCAGAUGUCUGACGCAGGACGAAAGCCCAGCAAAACGGAGGUGGAACGCUAAAAGGAUGAGGCGACCUGUUUCUUGUUACGUUUUUACUUCAGGAAAUGUGGAAGUCGAAAGGAAAUAUCGCUCGCAUUAUGAAACACACUUUCCCUCCCUCCAAGCCAAUUCCGCAACGGGUCAGGGCAGCCAAGUCCAUUCAGAAUCUCACAUCGGUCGAUACCAUCGACCGCCAGAAUACUAGGACUGGGCUACGAACCCAAUUGCCAUGGCUUCCGGACGGCAACAGCAGUUGCAAAGACAGUAGAGUGGUCGUGACAAGUGGUGUUAAUGAUACUAUCCCUGUUUUUGACGACGAAGACGACCGAGAUGAUGCAAUGACUCAAACUUGCGCCCUUGAUCGGUGGGCCGAAUCGCUGCCGCAUAUCGAUAGUGAUGUCAGCGACGACGACGACGACGGCUACUGUUGCCACGAUACUCACGAAUACGCUAAAGCGCUAGUGUUGCCAGCUUCGUCGACCACCUCCGGACUCGACCAAACCCACUCUGGCGUCCAGCCAGAAAAUAUCGUUCAGCCAAAAGAAAACGAAUCAACAAUCAAAGAAGAAAAGAUGCCCAAUAGUCUUGCGGCGGAUGCGGCGCCGCUGGCGGUACACACGACGGCCGGCCGGAUGACUGCCGAGUCUUUGUCUGUCGAGAGUCUGAGCCCACUCGUGAUGGAUUGCGGCGUUUACCUGCCGGGUUGCCGACACCGCGGUCGCGCUCUGGUCGUGGCUGAACUGUCCCUCCUACGGAGCCACCUACCGCCCGUCUCCCACUUGGCCCAGCUGGUUGCCUAUUAUCAGACCGUGCCUCGCAAAUCGGCCGCAAAGAACGGACUCAUAUUACUGGUCGUCGGCCGACCGGACCAGUCCAGCAGCGCUUUCGGAUUGAUCGAGCAACUCCUGUGCCAUUUUCACGAACGCCAGCAAAAGUGUAUCGAUGAUGUCGUCAUCUGGAGCGAAGGCGGGGCUGUCCCUGAAACCCAUUUGAGACUAUCUGGUCGAACGUGUGACGUCAUUACGUCGAUCGGUCAGCUGCGCGAGAGGCUGGCCGUGGCGCUUUCGCUGGGCUGCUGCGGUGGUCCCAUUGCUCACAAUCAGCACGACUGGAUCGCGUUCCGCAAGAUUGUGGAGCCUUUCCUCAGUUCAUGCCGUCAGCGAAGUAAAGUUCUGUACCAAGUCAUUAGCUCCGUCCGGAGUCAAAUGGCGACGACCAGUCCGCCUGGCGCACCCUCCAGAUUCAAUCGGCCCUCGAAGAAUUAG
Molecule: messenger RNA, 1975 nt
Organism: Daphnia magna
Lineage: Eukaryota; Metazoa; Arthropoda; Branchiopoda; Diplostraca; Daphniidae
Source: RefSeq, a predicted model, not a curated record